Ilex paraguariensis (yerba mate) is the source of this 381-nucleotide messenger RNA. Lineage: Eukaryota; Viridiplantae; Streptophyta; Magnoliopsida; Aquifoliales; Aquifoliaceae. The record is from the annotation of a GenBank genome assembly.
AUGACUUGGGCUAAUACUUCAUCAAUCCUUCCAACUCCUUUGAAAAUUGCGGUGGCUACUGGAAAUUAUGAAGUUACUGAAGAGAUCUUAAGUUCAACUCCCAAUGUGGUCUCUAUUGGAAAUGAGCCACAACCAACAAUUUUCCAUCUUGCAAUUGGGAAUCGUCAAGAAAAUAUAAUCAAUCUCAUGCACCAAUAUGGUGAAUUUGGUCACAUCCUUUUAUCUGCAAAAGACAAAGGAAAUAACUGUGGUCUACAUUUUGCUGGAUAUUUGGAUAGUCGGGUGAAACUCAAUCUCAGAGCCAUGGCAGUUGGUGCUGCUCUACAGAUGCAACGUGAAUUGUUGUGGUUCAAGGAACUAAAUCCUAUCCCUUUUUUUUAA